UUAGUUUCUGCGACUUGUGUUGGGACUGCUGAUAGGAAGAUGUCUUCAGGAAAUGCUAAAAUUGGGCACCCUGCCCCCAACUUCAAAGCCACAGCUGUUAUGCCAGAUGGUCAGUUUAAAGAUAUCAGCCUGUCUGACUACAAAGGAAAAUAUGUUGUGUUCUUCUUUUACCCUCUUGACUUCACCUUUGUGUGCCCCACGGAGAUCAUUGCUUUCAGUGAUAGGGCAGAAGAAUUUAAGAAACUCAACUGCCAAGUGAUUGGUGCUUCUGUGGAUUCUCACUUCUGUCAUCUAGCAUGGGUCAAUACACCUAAGAAACAAGGAGGACUGGGACCCAUGAACAUUCCUUUGGUAUCAGACCCGAAGCGCACCAUUGCUCAGGAUUAUGGGGUCUUAAAGGCUGAUGAAGGCAUCUCGUUCAGGGGCCUUUUUAUCAUUGAUGAUAAGGGUAUUCUUCGGCAGAUCACUGUAAAUGACCUCCCUGUUGGCCGCUCUGUGGAUGAGACUUUGAGACUAGUUCAGGCCUUCCAGUUCACUGACAAACAUGGGGAAGUGUGCCCAGCUGGCUGGAAACCUGGCAGUGAUACCAUCAAGCCUGAUGUCCAAAAGAGCAAAGAAUAUUUCUCCAAGCAGAAGUGAGCGCUGGGCUGUUUUAGUGCCAGGCUGCGGUGGGCAGCCAUGAGAACAAAACCUCUUCUGUAUUUUUUUUUUCCAUUAGUAAAACACAAGACUUCAGAUUCAGCCGAAUUGUGGUGUCUUACAAGGCAGGCCUUUCCUACAGGGGGUGGAGAGACCAGCCUUUCUUCCUUUGGUAGGAAUGGCCUGAGUUGGCGUUGUGGGCAGGCUACUGGUUUGUAUGAUGUAUUAGUAGAGCAACCCAUUAAUCUUUUGUAGUUUGUAUUAAACUUGA
This is a messenger RNA of Ailuropoda melanoleuca (giant panda), 910 nucleotides long. RefSeq names its product peroxiredoxin-1. Lineage: Eukaryota; Metazoa; Chordata; Mammalia; Carnivora; Ursidae. Gene Ontology annotation, molecular function: thioredoxin peroxidase activity. The transcript has a single exon. Bases 40 to 639 code for a protein of 199 amino acids. Gene Ontology annotation, biological process: response to oxidative stress; leukocyte activation; cell redox homeostasis. The record is from RefSeq and is a predicted model, not a curated record. Gene Ontology annotation, cellular component: cytosol.